AUGCGAUCUCAGCCAGAAAAUGCUGCCAACUUGGCUGAUUCGGCUGUGGGAAGUGUCCAAGGGCAGCCAGUGGUGCAGAUAUUUGGCAGCUUUAGUACAGGCCUCUAUCUUCCAACAAGUGACAUAGACCUGGUUGUCUUUGGAAAGUGGGAGCGUCCUCCGUUACAGUUGUUGGAACAGGCCCUGCGGAAGCACAACGUGGCUGAGCCAUGCUCCAUCAAAGUUCUGGACAAAGCUACAGUGCCCAUCAUAAAGCUCACAGAUCAGGAGACCGAAGUUAAAGUCGACAUCAGCUUUAACAUGGAGACUGGCGUCCGGGCGGCAGAGUUCAUCAAGAAUUACAUGAAGAAGUACUCGCUACUGCCAUACUUGAUUUUAGUGUUGAAACAGUUCCUCCUACAGAGGGACCUGAAUGAAGUCUUCACAGGCGGGAUCAGCUCCUACAGCCUCAUCUUAAUGGCUAUCAGCUUUCUGCAGUUACAUCCAAGAAUCGAUGCCCGGAGAGCUGAUGAAAACCUGGGAAUGCUUCUUGUAGAAUUUUUUGAACUUUAUGGAAGGAAUUUUAAUUACUUGAAAACUGGUAUUAGAAUAAAAGAAGGAGGUGCCUAUAUCGCCAAAGAAGAGGUUAUGAAAGCCAUGACCAGUGGGUACCGACCAUCGAUGCUGUGCAUUGAGGACCCCCUGCUGCCUGGGAACGACGUUGGGCGGAGUUCCUAUGGAGCCAUGCAGGUGAAGCAGGUGUUUGACUACGCUUACAUUGUGCUCAGCCACGCUGUGUCACCACUCGCCAGGUCUUACCCCAACAGGGAUUCUGAAAGUACUUUAGGAAGAAUCAUCAAAGUCACCCAGGAAGUGAUCGACUACCGGAGGUGGAUCAAAGAAAAGUGGGGUAGCAGAAUCCUCCCGUCUCCAGACCUAGACAACAGGAUUAAGAUAAAGGAGAGAAUUCCCACGUGCAAUGGGGAGCAGAUGCAGAGCCGGGAGCCCAGCUCCCCGUACAGCCAGCGCCUGACUUUGUCCCUGUCCAGUUCCCAGCUGCUGUCUUCAGGCUCCUCUGCUUCUUCCGUGUCCUCGCUUUCUGGAAGUGACAUUGACUCUGACACACCACCCUGCACCACGCCCAGUGUUUAUCAGUUCAGCCUGCAAGCACCCACUACCCUGAUGGCCAGCCUGCCCACAGCCUUGCCAAUGCCCAGCAGCAAACCCCAGCCUGCUGCUUCCAGAACGUUGAUCAUGACAACAAACAAUCAGACCAGAGUUACCAUCCCUCCACCGACCCUCGGCGUGGCUCCUGUUCCUUGCAGACAGGCUGGUGUUGACGGAACCACAUCUUUGAAGGCUGUUCACAACGUAACUUCCCCAGCCAUUCCCUCUGCAUCCCCCAACCCACUGUCUAGUCCUCAUCUCUAUCACAAGCAGCACAAUGGCAUGAAACUGUCCAUGAAAGGCUCCCACAACCACACUCAGGGUGGCGGCUACAGCUCUGUGGGCAGCGGAGCUGUGAGGCCUCCUGUUGGCAACCGAGGGCACCAUCAGUACAACCGCACUGGCUGGAGGAGGAAAAAGCACGCACACACAAGGGACAGCCUGCCUGUGAGUCUCAGCAGAUAAUGUCCUGACUGACUGCCCACAGGCCUCGGGCACCACAGGGGAACCGAGACCAGCAUCCAGCACCUCCACCGUGGGCUGCCGAGUGCCGCCUACCACUGGCCACGCUGCAUGUGUGUGGUGGCCGUACCCAUCUUACAGAACAGCUCCUGUGCUCAUCUGUGAAGCCUUACUACAUGUGGAUGUGCGUCUGCCUGCUCGAAGUCUAACCCGUGCCCAGCAGGGAGGCCUAGGAAGGGCAGGGACUGGAGGUGCGGCCUUGCAGCCAUGUCUGCUGGGUGGCGAUUUGGGGUUCUCAUCGUGUCUGUCACAGGCAGAGAUGCCAAGCCUUGCUCCAUGUCUCUGUGACGGAGUGGGCAGGCUGCUGUUUUACUGCCCUCAUGUCUUGUUUGAAAAUUCGGGACUUUUUCUAUGUAAAUAUUGAAAACUUAUGAUUUGUGCAAUAACUCAGAUAUUUUUUAUUUAAUUUCAUAUUUUCACAUAAGUUAUAUUUAAGGGAGGAGGGAAUUUUUUUUAAAACACGCUUAUAUCCUUUCCCAAUUUGCAUUUUCUAAGUUGGGUUCCUCGUGUUGGCUGGUUAUCUGAUAGCAUCAUGACGUGAACACCGUGAGGAGGGGCCUGUGGGCUUUAUUUUUACGUCUUUUCUUUUGGUCAGAUGCAGUGACGGACCCAAGUCAUCUCGAUGGUUCUGUGGGCCGGCGUGUACCUGGCAGCCUCGCUGUAGGCCUUGGGCUGCUGUCCUGCUCUGACCACGAGUUUUGACAUUUUGGUUUGGGUUUUUAAAAACUAGACAGCAAAUCCAGCAUUUAAAGUGCCAGAAGUAUAAACCUCUAAGGGGAGAAGAGGUGGUCACGUCGUAUACAUCGUAAAGCCUUGUGACUGUGGGCGUGCUUCGGCCCGCUAAGUGGCGUGGUUUAGAGUCCUGGGCCUGGUGAGUACCAUCACAGACAAUGGCACCCAGAUUUAGGAAUGUGGAGAAAGGGGUUUCGUUGAUUCCGUUGAGGAAUCUGCAUAGGUAUGCACUCGUUCUGUUAAGAGCAAAUAUCUGAAAGGACCUCCGCUGUUGAGGGCACACGGGGAGUAUUUAAUGUAUCCCAGGAGAGCACAGCCCAGUGUGGGCCCCGGAGCGGCAGGUGCCUGGCGUCAGAAGCAUACAGGUAUACUAUGCAAGUGUAUUCUGCCACACCAACCACUGUCUUUGUUACUUUUUUUGAACAAGAAUAUACCCAUCGCCUGACCCUGAGUCUCUGGAGUACCACAGUUGUCCUGGAGUGCUUGCACUUGUAGGCCCUUUGACUUCCAUUUCUAAAAUGGGGGUCUGCUAAACACUACAGGUAGGUUGGUUUUAAGUCCACUAGUAUAGAAUGUCAAGCCGGGAAGCCGAGUGCUGUGCCAUCUGAGUGACGUGCAGCAGUGCGAGUUCUGAAUCGAUGUCUGACGGUGACGGCCACUCGCCAAGGACAAGCUCUGUGUCUGGGUCUGCCUCCUGCUGCUGUGGUGGGGCUGUUGCCUCUGGGAGACACUCCAGAGCAGAGGAGCACAUGGGGUCUGCAGCUCAUGAAGAUUGGAAUCAUCUAGAGUAUUUAAAAUUAUUUAAAUUGUGAAGCCUGUUGCUAAAGAAUAUUUAUGAACACUGGUCCAUAGCCUGUACUAAUUUACACAUUAGCAAUAUUGACUGUAUCUGCAUUAAGGAGCCACCGUAGGGCCAUUCGAGUGACCCGCAGAUGUGCGUUUUAAAGUUCUAUCAUCCACAGGCACAGGUAUGUGUCCGUCCCCGUUCGUAAUGGUGAACCACAUGAAUUGGCCUGGCUACACUGUGGCUGUAUGCUACAGUUUGACAAAAAGAUACCAUGUUUCAAUUUUCUGUGUGGACAACAAUGUGGACACUAAAAUUGACAUAUUUUUAUGUAAAGUUUUUCUAUUCUUUGAUUUUUAAUAAACUUUAGA
Messenger RNA from Arvicanthis niloticus (Nile rat), 3555 nucleotides. It is a transcript of the gene Tent4a, whose product is annotated as terminal nucleotidyltransferase 4A. The record is from RefSeq and is a predicted model, not a curated record. Gene Ontology annotation, biological process: RNA 3'-end processing; polyadenylation-dependent ncRNA catabolic process. Gene Ontology annotation, cellular component: nucleolus; TRAMP complex. Gene Ontology annotation, molecular function: poly(A) RNA polymerase activity; mRNA binding. Lineage: Eukaryota; Metazoa; Chordata; Mammalia; Rodentia; Muridae.